ACAGCGGGGGGGGGGGGGGCGUGGACAGGGGACAGGCUGAGGCCGCUCAGUGUGGAGCAGGAGCAGUAGCGGCAGCAACAGCAGGAGCAGCGGCGGACGCUGAGGCCCGAGCCGCCCGUCGUUACCGCGGCGACGCCAUACGACAAGGUGGACGCCAAGGUCCGCAUGCGGGGACGGGUGUGAUUCAGUGCAGCUUUCAUUAUCGCUGCUCGUUAUCAAUAACGUUGGGAGGAGAUCAACAAUAUAAAAUGGUUACAUGUCCCACAAAUGUAAUACUAAAGUGGCUUGAACACCUGAACAGUUCCUGGGCCUUAGAAGACAGUGAGUCUAUAGCCACAAGAGAAGGUGCCUCCACAUUAUAUGAAAAGCUACUCCAAAACAAAGAAGUGGUAGGAAUAUCUCAACAAGCGCAACAUCUGAUAGGUCCAAGAUUGCCCGAUUUUGAACAUGAAUCUUCAGCUGUGGAAGAACGUGAGCGCUAUCUCUCUGCACUGCUUAACAGCCAACAAAAUUUGGCCAGGACGGUCUUUGGAAAUUCACCUUUUGCUGUUGCCUUACACAUGCGCUUGGUGUCACUUCAGAGGAUAUUCUACGCACUUUCUCACAAGUACCAUGAUCGGUUCAGACCAGAACGUCAAGUACAAAGGCAGAGUUCUGACAGCAGAUUAAAUCUAGAUGAUAUGUUGGCCCGGAAUAAAAUAAUAAAAUCUGGUACUGAUGUUCUAAUAGAAAUGGGAGUGAAGACUGGUCUGAGUCUGCUUUUUGCACUAAUUCAACAAAAUUGGCAACAAUCGAAGAUAGAUCCAAGCUUGAGCUUGUGCAAUGAUGUUCUGUGCACAGCCUGCACAAUUAUCAAUUCCCUACCUCCCCUGUCUCUGGCAAAUGAAAACAAAAUCCCACAAGUUGGUUUGGACUGCCUUGCACAAGUUACAACAUUUCUGAAGAAGAUGACCAUGCCUAGUUCAGGAGCUGAUAACGAAGGGCGAAGAUUGGCUGCAGAGCUAUUAUUAGGUCUUGCAGUCCAGCGUGGUUCAUUGAAGUUCCUACUUGAGUGGAUUGAAGUUGCAUUGGCAGCUUCUACCGCUGCUACCAAAACACCCUUUGAACCAGAAAAAGAAGGAAUGAUUGGAUAUGAUUGUUUUUUAAAAUCAUUGGAACAACUGAAACAUUCUUCAAAUACAUAUAAAGAAAAUCUACAAAAUCAAGACCUAAAAAGAACUCCGGAUGGAUUAUGUUCCCUAUCGCAUGCUGCAAUUUGUCUUUUUGAAGAGAUUUGCAAUUUAGCAUUAGAUUGCCUCUGCAGUACCAGUUCUCAUAACUCUCAAAGUCAUGACAGUGAAACAAGUGCUGUGUAUGUCUGGGGAAGCAACAGCAGCCAUCAAUUAGCAGAAGGGACCCUGGAGAAAAUCUUACAACCCAAAUUAGCACAUGGAUUUGCUAAUGCAAAGACAAUUGAGGCUGGCCAGUAUUGCACAUUUGCAGUUUCAGAAGAUGGCUCCGUAAAAGCUUGUGGGAAAGGUAGUUAUGGCCGACUUGGACUGGGUGACUCCAACAAUCAGUCAGCGGCCAAAAAGCUCACAUUUGAACCUCCUCGAAAUAUCCGUAAAAUAUCAUCCUCAAAAGGUUCAGAUGGACAUACGCUAGCUGUAACUACGGAAGGAGAGAUGUUCAGUUGGGGAGAUGGUGAUUAUGGAAAACUUGGACAUGGAAAUAGUGCGACCCAGAAAUAUCCCAAAUUGAUUCAAGGCCCUUUACUUGGAAAGAUUGUGAUCUGUGUGUCAGCAGGAUAUAGGCACAGUGCAUCAGUGACAUCCGAUGGAGAACUUUAUACCUGGGGAGAAGGAGACUUUGGUAGACUUGGACAUAGUGACAGCCGUAGUCGUAAUCUACCAUCUCUUGUUAAAGAUAUAAGCAGUGUUGGCCAAGUAGCUUGUGGCAGCUCCCACACUCUUGCUGUAUCUCAGGAUGGACGAACGGUUUGGUCAUUUGGAGGGGGCGACAAUGGUAAGCUUGGUCAUGGAGACACUAACCGAGUGUACCGGCCAAAGGUAAUUGAAGGCUUCCAAGGACUGUAUAUUAGGAAGGUUUGUGCCGGAAGCCAGUCUUCACUUGCGUUGACUUCUGCUGGGCAGGUGUUUGCUUGGGGCAGUGGCUCUUGUUUAGGAACUGGUUCUUCAGAAACAACGGCUCUUAGACCACGACUAGUUGAGGAGCUUAAUUCAACAAAAAUCAUUGAUAUUUCUUGUGGAGAUAGCCAUUGCCUAGCACUAACUCAUGACAAUGAAGUGUAUGCUUGGGGUAAUAACGCAAUGGGUCAAUGUGGACAGGGGCAUACAUCAACUCCAAUUGCUAAACCGAAGAAAGUAAUUGGUUUGGAGGGAAUACCUGUGCAACAAAUCACUGCAGGAACUUCUCACAGCCUUUCCUGGACUGCUGCUCCUACUGAUAGACAACUGGUAGCCUGGCACAGACCUUUCUGCGUUGAUCUGGAAGAUAGCACUUUUAGUUACUUGCAAACAUUUUUGGAUAGGUACUGUGAUGGCAUUAACAACGAGGUACCUCCACAACCUUUCUUCUCUCAAAGGGAGCACCAUCACUUUGUAUUUCUUUGUUUGAAGUUACUUUCCACUCAUCUUUCCCUGGCUCAAACUGGAGGAACAGGUGCUACUGUCCUUGGCCAGCAAGGUAGACCACUAAGAAACUUGCUUUUUCGAUUAAUAGAUUCGGAUGUCCCAAGCUCCAUUGAAGAGGCAGUCAAUGAAACACUUUCAGUUGGUGCAUCUUUACUGUUGCCUCCACUCAGGGAACGUACUGAACUGUUACAUAAUCUACUACCUCAAGGUCCUGAAAGAUGGGAAAGUUUAUCAAAAGGACAAAGAAUGCAAUUGGAUAUCAUACUGACCAGUCUGCAGGACCAGUCCCACAUUGCAUCUCUGUUGGGUUACAGCUCACCUGUUGAUAUGACAGAGGGAUUCUCUCAGAAGUGCUGUUCAGACCAGGACUCGUCCAAUUCAGGAACUAUCGACCAUUUUCAUUUAGCAGAGAUCCUUUUAAAAACUCUGUUAAGGAACAUUGGUUUCUACACUGAGCGUGCAUUUGGAGAGCUGGAGAAGAACAGUGAUAAGCAACAAAGUAAUACAAGCAAUACAGAGAGUGGACCACCUUCCCAUGUCCAUCAACUGCUGUCUGCAUUACAUAAACAUCUACUGGCUCACUGUUACUCAAAUGCUGCUGCUAAGGAUCAGUUAAGCAUAGAUUUGCUGCAUAAACAUUUGCACUUGUUGCUGCUGUAUGCAUCCGAUACCUACAGACGGUCUGCAAUCCUUCUCAAAGAAAGCUUAGUGGAUAGCAGUGUUACAGAUAAGUUGCACGGAAUUCUUUUUAACUCUGCGGCAGGAAGUAUUUUGUGUCAGGUCGUCUAUUCCCUUCUGCUGCUACCUGCUGGUAUUGUACGACCAAUGCUUGGCAGUCUUCUAGAUCUUCUUCAACCUCUGGAUUGUCUAAAUAGGCUUUUACCAGCGGCACUGUUAUUAGAGGAACAAGAACUGGAAUCGGUGAUAAAUGAAACUGGAAACAAUUCUGAAAAUUCCAUUCCUAUGAAUGUUAAAUCUUGGAUUUGGUUGAUUGAUAUGGAGCGAACCAUUUCUUUUACUAUUGGGCAAUGUCUUGGAGAAAUGCUGCAAGGUCCUCUUUGUUCACCAGAAGAAGUAAAUUCAGCAUAUUGGCUGCAAAGCCAACUCCUCAGCAAUGGUCUUGAAAUUGACACCGAACGGCUUGAUACUUACAUUAAUAGCCUCACCACAAAGGCUUUGGCUCGCUCUGCGGAAAAUAAGUCAUUUGAGUUUCGAGUUUCUGAAGACACUACAGUGCUAAUAGAGAUUGCACUGGGUACCCCACUAGAGCCAGGGUUCAAAAUCUGGAGCGGAAUGCAGCUGUACGCCAUUAGCAACGAGUGGGAGUGCAGUGCAAAUGGGGAUCAUUUGUUGGACACAGUCUCACGAUUCGUGCUUGCUGUAUUACUUAAGCACACUGGACUAUUGCUAGAAGCCUGCAAAGAUGACCGCUCUCAGCCCAAUGAAAGACUUGUGGAAAUAUAUCAAUGUGUCUACAGGGUUAGAAGUGCACUUCUAGCUCAAAGGAAUGUUGUCCAUAAUACUGCAAAUGCUCAGCUGCCUAGUUGGACGAGACGGGUUUCAGAAAUCUCAGAUGAUGUUGAGGAUGAGCCACAAGAAAGUUGCAGUACAUCUGCUGAGCCAAUUGUGAAUAAGGGACAAUCUGAAGAACCACUGUACAAUAUGGAAAGGGAGAUUGUCUUAUUGGACACAGAGGAUUUCCCAAAGAUAAGCAAGGUUUUGGAAUGUUUCCUUGCUCGAAAGGCAGCUUGUCAUCAUGAAAAUGAAACUGUGUAUGAAUACUCGGGCACAAGUGCCCAGCCCAAUGGAACAGGCAGUGUGGAAGUUCCAGAAACUGAAGUUACUGCGAAAGAGAAACGAACGGAAUCAGAAGACCAGUUUUCCUCUAUCUCUGCGUGCCACUAUGUAAUUGUUCGUUGUGCAUUCCUUAUGCUUGGAGUAAGGCCCAUGUGGUCAGAAAAUGUAUGUCAAGAGCAGACAACAUCAGUUAAAAUUAGGAAGGAAACUUCUGCCCAAGAGGAUCAGUCAUUUCGUACAAGACUCAGAUCAAAUCAAAGUGAUUCCGAUGCAAGGAAACAAGUGAAUAAAGAAAUUACUGGAAGCCAAUCAAGAAUACAAACAAGAUCAUCUGAACACACAUUAGGAACCCCACUGUGUUCACGUAGCAUUGUGAAAGAUGCUUGGCACCUGCUACAAAAGUGCAUUAACCCACCAGACAAUGUUCAGGCAUCGACGUUGGUGCCUUUGGUGAAUGAUAUCUUUCAAUUCCUGUGUGGGAAUCUUACUCGAUCCUCAAAUCUGGUAGAACGAGAAACUGGCAAGGAGGCUGACCCCAAGGUGGUUAUCAUAGCAAUGGGUCAUCAGCAAAAAAGAGCAGAGCUUCGUCUUGAAGCACUUUGUCAGAUUUCAUCUUUUCUUUCUGAAAUGGAGGGUAAAAGUGACUUUUCUAUGGACACCUCUGAAGUACCAUUAAAAUCAACUGGUCUUCUAUCAACAGUGCAGCUACAAUUUCUUACUGGUUGCUUUGAUUUAGGAACAGCAAACAUCAAGCGGAAUUGUGGAAAACUCCAACACUAUCAGGAUGUAACACAUGCUGCCUGUGGAAGUACACAGCAGGAACUUCAGACUGCGGCACAUAAGCUCUAUCAGCAUCUGGUUUCUGCUCUGGAAAAAGGACUUGCAACUGGAAACGAGCUCUCAGGAGCCCAGCAGCAUCUAUUAUUGGCUACCAUAUUUGCCUUAAACAUACGAUACCAGCCUACUGACAUAACAGUAGUAAUCCACAGUGGUCUUCUCGAUGCCCUAUCCAAGCUGACAAACUCCUGCCUGCUUGUGAACCAGCGGUGGUUGAUGGCCUCAGUGUCUGGCCAUUCCCAGCUAAAUGUGGCAUUAAAACUGGCUGGUGCUAGGCUUCUGCAGAUUUUGGCAAUCACUGCAAGUUCCUAUGCAGACACUUUGUGCCCAGAAGUAGUUCAAGCACCAAUGGACGUAUUGUGCUGCCAGCUGCAAAAUUUUUUACAUGCGAUGUGCGGAAAUGCAGAAUGUGAAAUAACUGGAGAGGAAUGUAAAGAACCACAUGGCUGCGGAUCCAGCACCAGAUCGGAAAGUAAAGAUUUCAUCAAUAACAGAAGAAUUGUAGAAAUUCAGUUGGGAGACUUCCUUGUUUUUUUGCGUCGUGUUAUCUCCUUCAGAAGCCUGCAGAACAAUAUGGUUUCUGUGAAAUGGAUUGACCCAAUUGUAUUGAUAGCUUCAGGGAUGAAUACAUCAGGUGCUCCAUUUAUACAUAAUUUACGCACCAAGUUAUUAGCAUUGCAUAUUUUGGAGUCGCUGUUGCCUGCCUGUUUGGAGCCAAACCAAAUUAAGGAGACUUUGGAAGGACUCUUCAAUUCGCUUUCUUCUUAUAUGUGGGACAUGCCACUUGCUUUAAGCAAACUGGAAAAAGUAGAGAAAUCAAUUGAGGAUAAAGAGUGUGACAACAUACCCAUUAAAGAGUUUUCCUUCGAUCCAGAAAAAAUGGUUUGCUGUGUAAUGGAAGCAGGAAAUGUUUUAUCUCAUGGUAUGGGAGGCAAAGGAUAUGGCUUAGCAUCAACGGCCAUGACAUCUGGAUGUUUUCAGUGGAAGUUUUACGUAACCAGGGAAAAUAAGGGCAAUGAAGGUACGUGUAUCGGAGUCUCACGGUGGCCAGUCAGAGAUUUCAAUCAUCGUACAACAUCAGAUAUGUGGCUUUACAGAGCUUAUAGUGGAAACCUCUAUCACAACGGGGAACAAAGCUGUACUCUACCUAGCUACACCCAAGGAGAUUGUAUAACUUGCGUUCUGGAUGUGGAAGCCAGAACAAUUUCUUUUGGAAAGAAUGAUGAGGAACCAAAACUAGCCUUUGAAGAUGUUGAUGCAACUGAGUUGUAUCCGUGUGUGAUGUUUUAUAGCAGUAAUCCAGGAGAGAAGGUGGCACUUUGUGACAUGCAAAUGCGUGGAAUGCCUCGAGACCUUCUACCUGGUGACCCAUUUUGCAGUCCUCUUACGACUGCAUUGUCAGAGGCAACUGUACAGUUGAUCCGAAUAUUACAUACCAAUGACAACUGGAUGUCUUCAAUUAAUCACCAUAUGCUUUGUAGGCUAGAGUUGAUCGGUUCGAUUAUGAAAGAAGCAAAAAUAUUGAAACUGAAUAAAACACGAAGUAAAUAUUCCAUAAAGAAAAGCACUCUUGAGGAAAAAGAGUUGAGAGGCCAAGAAGAACAACUCUUAAAGGAUGAAGAUAAGGUCCAGUGUAUUACAGAGUUAGCUGAACUACAGCUCAGAAUGUUAUGCAGAGAGGUAUGGCCUGUUCUGGCAGUUGUUGGUGGAAUAGACAGCGGACUACGAGUUGGUGGUCAAUGCUUGCACAAGCCUUCAGGUCGCAAAGCAACCCUUUUAGGAGUUACAAAAGCAGGAGGCAACUUUGCAAGACUACAGUGGGAAGAUGCAGACAUUACCAUCAGUGACACAUCGCUCUCCUCUCUGGAAACGUGCAAGUCUCAUUGCUUCGACAUAACUAGACUCCAUGGUCUAAAGCCAUCCAUGUUAUUAGACCUGACCUACUUAACAGGAGUACAUAAAGAGCCUGAAAUAUGCAACAAGGUGGCACAAAAUAAAGACCCUCCUGAGAAUGCUGUCAAGAAUGAACUGGAAAAAAAGUUGGAUGAAGAAAUAGCAAAAUGUAUGGCAGAUGAUGAUCACAAUGAUCCUUCCAGCAUGCAAAAUCAAGAAUCUCCAAAUGUCCUUUUGAAAGACUUCCGAGAUCAUAAUGAAGAAAAUGAAGUUCGUAAAGGUAGCCCUAUGAAAGGGAGUACUGAAUUAAUCGAAACCUGUCCAAAGAUAUGUGAUAGAACUGUACAAAAGUAUGAAUUAUUCUUAGCCGAACUACGAGCUGUGCAACUUUCAUACCUGUCUGUUGGUGCCAUGAAAACGCUUAGUGUUAUACUGAGUCAAGGCAAAUAUGCGGACUUGCUCCUUAUUCCCAACAUCUCAACAAGCAGCCCAUGUACUUCAGAUUAUGCCAAAACCCCUUCAGAGAAUGCUGAACUUCGAAUGGUCCUACAUAAUAUAAUGAGGUGCAUGGUUAAAUGGGCAGUCCGGCCAUGUCCAAUUAAACGGGUAGUGUCACUGGCUGACCUUGAACGUGCACAUAUCAUGAUAUUCAAGUCUGCUUUGGAUUCCUUGGUGGAAGAUUGCAUAAGUAAAGAGAAAGAGGGAUCAUUGACAGAAAAUACAAGACUUCACUCUCAAGCGGCAUCAACCUCAUCUAGUACAGUUUCACUGUACAGUAACUCCUCUGAGGAAAGUGCAGGGAUUCCCAUCUCAGUGCCAGCUUCAAACUCUUCUUCGGCCACAAAUUUUGGUUCUUUAGUAUCUGCAAAUGGAUUGGAAAAUGUUAACCCUUUCUUGCCUGUCAACGUCUUACAACAAAUGGUUUUUGUCCGAUUUCCGUCACUGUCUGGAUUGUUUAACAAUCCUUUAUUACUCCCUGGAUUGAAUGUGGUACCUGCUAUUUCGGAUGAUGAUGGGGAGCAAAGGAAUUAUUUUACAUUUCCUUCAGUUUCCAACAGACAAUGUAGUUCACCUGAAAAUUCUAGAAGUGAUCUUCCUGAGCAUCCUCCACCAGUUGCUGUUCCCUUGCUAGAAAUGGGUUUUUCCUUGAGACACAUUUGCAGAGCAGUUGAUGCUGCAGGUGUUUCUGGAGAUGCAGACCCACAGUCAAUUGAACAGUUAGCCAGCUGGAUGUUAGAACAUCCACUCGCAGAAGAACAAGAAGUAAUUGUUUAUUCCUCAGCAACGGUGGACAAUGACUUGGAGACACCGGUGGAGUCUGAGGUUAUAGUGCACAAUCGAUCAACUACGCCUGUGUCUCCUGACAAUGUUGAACGGGAAGAUGCUGUUGAAGGCAGAAACACUGAUGGUUUGGAUCAAAUAGAAAGAGGAAACUUUAUUGAUGUGCAUUUGACUAGAAAUAGGCCUCCACCAGCUCGAAGACGCAGAACAAGCCAAGGUCAUCGUUCCGCCUUCAUACGGGCUGGAUCCAGAUCUCCUCCACUGGUACACUCAUCGCUACGAAGGGAGCCUGAACCUGCAGGGUGGCAGGAAACUGAUGCAAUAUCUGACCGCAAUCUAGAUGGAGAGUUGGAACUCUGUUUUUCUGAGGAUCCACUGUCUGAAGGCUCCGUUGAGGAUCUGUUUCCUUCUGAAUGUGGUGUUGAAAAUGAAGCACAGGGCAUUUGGUUGUCGGAGAUGAUGGAUUGGCCUAAUAUGUGCCAGGAUAGCUCAGAUGCAGAGGAGGUCGUCAUUUGUGAACUGUGUGACAUUCAAACAACAGAAUUCAACAAUCACAUGAAGCGGCAUCACCCUGGUUGUGGCGCGAGUGCAGGCCACAUGGGAUAUCGCAGUAAUGGAGCCUAUGUUGAUGGUUGGUUUGGAGGAGAGUGUGGCACAGGGAGCCCAUACUAUCUGAUGUGCAACAUUUGCCGUGGAAAAUAUUUGUCUGAGAAACCAAGACACAAGCAAGCCAAAUUAAGUCGCAAAGCAAAAGGAUUAGCACCUGAUUUAAUCAACAAGCCUGAAAAUACACAUGAAGAGGACUGGGAUAUGUUAGAUGCCGAAGGAAAUGAGCGACUUACAGGACUAGAAGAUUUUGCUUCAUUAACAGGGCCACUUGGAUUGAAUGAUAGCAAACUGAUUCCAGAUCCUGUCCAAUUUCCAGAACAGGAUCCCCUUGGAGCAUUAAUUACCACUGAUAAUGCAGAAGAGACUCUUUUAAAGAAAGGUGUGAACAAGUGUGAUGGGAAAAAAUAUUCUAGGCUGGCUUUGGGUGAGCAAGCAGCAUCUCUUCGAGAGACCAAAGAAAGAGUUAUUGCUCUCCAACAUGUCACAAUGUCGAUGCAAAUUCUUUUAGCACAUACCAUGGUUAUGAAAGCUUUAUCACUUAUCUCUGUGAGUGGGUCUAUGUGCAGUCAGACAAGUGGGCUGGAAGCUCUUGGAUUAACGGACAUCCGUAUCUUGGUUCGGUUGAUGUGCCUUGCAGCAGGAGGCAGGGCUCAGUUGGCAAAGAACGGAACUGAACAUUUAUUUUCAAGUACUCAGUUUAGACCUGCAAAAGGAAGAACAUGGAGUACAAGAUCCUGCUUGACAUACAUGAGUUCAGCUAUUGGUUGUCUAGUGGCAAACAGCCCUACAGCUUACAGGGCAUUGGUUAAUGUCUGUACUCAGGAUUUAAUUGCUGGUGCAACAGGUCUACAUAUAGGUGCAAUUCGUGAUGUGCAGCAAAAGAACAGAGUGCUUCAUUAUUUUCAUAGACCAGCAAAAGACGACAAACUUUCUGGCUCUCCUAACUUUCUGGUAACCCAAGCCUUGGUAGCAUUGUUGACGGAGAAAGGUUGUUGGCAUCAUUCUAGCCAUGAAAAAGAGGAUGCAGAAUCUAAGGAUGCUCCGCAUACUUCAUCUGCAUAUUCUUACUCAUCGUCAUAUGUUGGGCCUUUGGAACUAGCCAAUGCACUUGCAGCUUGUUGCUUAUCUGGGAGAAUGAAUUCUGGACAUCGUCAAUGGGCUGCACAGCAUCUUGUACAGAUCUUAUCUACAACAGAAAGGAAUAACAAUUUAAGACCUCAAACCUAUGCGGAUUUGGCAGGAGAUCUGCGGAAAUGCCCCACUGUCAAGCUGGAAGCACAUGAGAACCGGGUUGCAAGUUCUUCAUGGUCAGUUGCAAAGAAUUUGCUAGCAACAAGUGCCCUGGAUAAAACCAUUCGCCUGUGGACUAUAAUCAAAAAUGCAGUUGCAUUAAUACAGACUAUUUGCUUUAAAACUUGUGAAGACUCACAGGAAAGGCCUUGUAGCCCUCCAGGUGACUUCAAUUUGUCUCCAGUGUAUUGGAGUGCCACUGGCAGAUUUUUAGCAGCCUCACAAGACAGAAUCAUCAACGUUUAUCAAGUUGAUGGGAAUAAUGAUAUCCAUAUGAAAAUUCAGCCAUCCUGGGUAACGGCUAUGGCCUGGGCAGACGUCCAAGCACCGUUCUUAAAUAAAGAUAGUGAUAAGCGACCAGAGGUUCUGAUAGUGGGACGACUGGAUGGAUCAAUUGGUUGCAUUGAAGCUACAGAGAAUAAUGUUUCUGACACAAUUAACCUGGUACAUUGUCAGAGAAAAGAUGUUUCCGUCCAGUGCAUUGCCUGGUACAGUGAAGAUAAACCAAUUGCAGUUGGGUACUCUGAUGGAAAGAUUUUGCUUGGAACAAGAGAGCCUCAUGAUGAAGAAGAACCAGUCAUAUUAGCUUCAUAUCAGGAAAGUGUAACUAGCCUGAAAUGGGAUCCAACUGGUCAUCUGCUCCUUGCACUUUCCAGAGAAGAGAUGGUGAAAGUAUGGGGAAGAAUAGGCAGUACCUGGCUAGCAGUUCAAACUCUCUUUCAUUCCGCUUUGGUCAAUACCUCAGCAUGGUGUCCACUUCCGGGGAAAGGUCUGGACCCAAGACUAAUGCUGGCCGUGGGUUGUCAGAAUGGCUUGGUUUAUGUUUGGACACUACCACAAGGUGGCACUGCUGUGUCAUUACCAAACCUCUUGCAUUCGUCUGAUGUACGAGAUAAGCAGACUGAGGAGAGAUUUCAGUUCAGAGGUAAAGCCAAAUGUAUGUUUCACCUCAAUGCUCACAUAACCGCUGUGGUAGCUGUAGCCUUCAGUCCCGAUGGAUUAACACUUUUGUCCGGGGGAAUUGGAGGAUUGAUAAAUAUUUGGUCUCUGCAGGAUGGUUCAGUUCUACAGACUGUGGUAACUGGUCUCGGGUCAGUGGUCGGAAUAGCCUGGAUUCCAGACAUGGGAGUUGCUGUUUGCUCCAGCAGGUCAAAGGAUGUUCUCCUAAUUAGAUGUUCCCCAGAGUGGAUUUUACAGAACCAUAUCUUACCAUCCUGUCGAAUGGCUCUUCGAGCUCAAGGAAUUGUAGGACUGAAUAAAACUCCGUGUAUGAAGGCUUUUAUUGAAAGAUUACCUUUGCUCCUGCACACACAAUAUGCAUAUGAAAAGCCACAUGUUACCUGUGGAGAUCAACUUAUACACAGCAUCUUCCUACAAAGUUUAGCCUCCCUGACAGUCGGCCUUGGUUUAGACCAGUUCCUUUCAAGAACAACUGAUCCACCUCACCACAAAAUCAGUACUCCAGAACCAGUCCCGGUCUCACCCGAAUGGGCUUGGCUGGCAACUUUCUCUGCUACUAUUAAAAGUGCUGAAGCAUUGGCAAAAGGAAGCACCUUCCCUGAAACCUUCAAUGUUCCAGACCUCAGUCAGGUUUCAGAUUCAAAGUUCAUCGAAGCACUGAUGAACAAUAAAUGGAGUUAUGUAAUGGAUGAGCAGCUUAUGAAUUGGGCCACAUCUAGACCAGAGGACUGGCAACUCGGUGGUAAAAGCGAAGUAUUCCUGUGGGGAGGUGGACGUCAUGGACAGCUGGCUGAUGCUGGAGGCAGUGCCUUAAUACCCACCCUUGCACCAACUUUGACACAAGCUGUUCAGGUGGUCUGUGGACAGAACUGUACCUUUAUUGUUCAGGCCAAUGGAACUGUGGUCGCUUUUGGAGAAGGUAGCUAUGGACGCUUGGGUCAAGGAAACUCUGAUGACCUCCACACUCCCACUGUCAUUGCAGCAUUGCAGGGUUAUGUUGUGAUACAGUUAGUCACCUCAUGUGGAUCCGAUGGUCAUUCUAUGGCUCUCGCUGAGAGUGGGGAAGUUUUCAGCUGGGGUGAUGGUGACUAUGGAAAGCUUGGACAUGGAAAUAGUGAAAGACAGCGCAGACCUAGGCAAAUCGAAGCGCUGCAGGGAGAAGACAUAGUGCAGCUCUCUUGUGGAUUUAAACAUUCAGCUGUGGUAACAGUUAAUGGAAAACUCUUUACUUUUGGGAGUGGAGAUUAUGGACGCCUGGGUCUCAGGAGUACAUCCAACAAAAUGCUGCCUGAAAAAGUGACGGCACUGGAAGAUUAUUCACUAGGACAGGUGGCCUGUGGGUUGAAUCACACUCUUGUGGUUUCAUCAGACGGAAUGACAGUGUGGUCCUUCGGUGAUGGAGACUAUGGAAAACUAGGCUUAGGAGCCUGUACUGUUAAAUGCUGUCCCCAGAGAAUUGAGGCCCUUUGCAAUAAAGGAGUGAAGAAAGUAGCUUGUGGAACCCAGUUUUCUGUUGCACUAACAAAGGAUGGUCGUGUAUUCACUUUUGGACAAGAGCGUCUUAUUGGCCUGCCAGAUUCCUUGCUGCGUAAUCACAACCGCCCACAGCAGGUGCCUGCGUUGGAAUCAAUGUUCGUGGAAGAUAUUGCAGUAGGAUCAGAGCAUACACUUGCUCUGUGCUCCACAGGAGAUGUAUUUGCCUGGGGAUGUAAUUCUGAAGGCCAGCUUGGACUAAGUCAUGCCAAUCAAGUUAAAGAGCCAACAUUAAUUACUGCACUUCAAGGGAAGAAUAUUCGUCAGAUUUCAGCUGGCCGGUGUCACAGUGCAGCGUGGACUACCCCUCCUCCUACCACAAGAGCUCCAGGUACCACGCUUCCUGUUCAACUUGGUAUACCACCUAUGAUACCCCCUCAGUAUGGCGUGCUUAAAGACUGUAGCCCAGAAACCCUCACAAAUAGACUGCGGGUUCUGUUUCACUUCUCUGAUCUGAUGCACAAGUCUUGGCGACUAUUAAAUCUCAACUCUAAUAAUCAGACUAAUGCAUCCCUGUAUAAUAUUGGAGCUUCAGCAAUAGCUCAAGGGCGGCUGAGAGGACUCCUGUCUCCAAAAGUUAACAUCCUGCCACUAGUGCGAUCAAUAGGAAGAACUAUGAUUCAGGGAAAGACCUAUGGACCUCAGAUCACAGUGAAGAGAAUUUCUGCAAGGGGUCGGUCAACCAAGCCUAUCUUCAUUCAGAUUGCCAAACAGGUUGUGCAGCUCAAUGCCUCAGAACUGAGGCUUCCAUCACGAGCAUGGAAAGUGAAGCUGAUUGGAGAAGGUGCCGAUGAUGCUGGUGGAGUAUUUGAUGACACAAUUACUGAAAUGUGCCAGGAAUUGGAGACUGGAGUAGUUGAUUUACUGAUUACAACACCAAAUGGUGUUGCAGAAGUUGGUAGUAACAGAGACAGAUUUUUAGUAAACCCAUCAGCUUGCACGGAAGAGCACCUCCAACAAUUUAAGUUUUUGGGGGUACUGAUGGCGGUGGCUAUUCGGACUAAGAAACCAUUGGAUUUGCAUCUAGCACCACUUGUAUGGAAACAACUGUGCUCAAUUCCACUCGUCCCUGAGGAUUUGGAAGAGGUUGACUUACUUUACGUUCGUAAUUUGUAUGGAAUCUUGCAUCUGGAUGACAGUGGGAUAACAGAAGACAAUUUCUUGGAGAUGAUUCCUCUGGAUUCUUUUGUUGCUCAGAGUGCGGAUGGUAGAGUUGUUCCAAUAAUUCCUGGAGGAAGUAGUAUUCCUUUGACUUUUGGAAACAGGAAGGAGUAUGUGGAGAGAGCAAUUGAAUAUAGAUUACAUGAAUUAGAUCAGCAGGUAGCAGCAAUAAGACAGGGCAUGUCAGCUAUUGUCCCUGUACCACUCCUAUCUCUACUAACUGAACGACAGCUCGAACAGCUUGUAUGUGGGAUGCCAGAAGUGAACGUAGAAACGUUAAAAAAAGUUGUCCGUUACCGUGAUAUUGUUGAAAACCAUCAGCUGCUGAGCUGGCUCUGGCAAACACUGCAAGAGUUUUCGAACGAGGAGAGGGUUUUAUUUCUUCGCUUUGUCUCUGGUCGCUCCAGGCUGCCGGCCAACCCUGCAGACAUCACGCAGAAAUUUCAGAUUAUUAAAGUGGACAGGCCUGUCGAUGGUCUUCCUACAGCUCAGACCUGCUUCUUCCAACUUCGAUUACCCCCUUACUCUAGCCAGCAGGUGAUGGCAGAACGUCUGCGAUAUGCCAUUCAGAACUGCAGGUCCAUUGACAUGGACAAUUAUAUGCUAUCCAGGAAUGCUGACACUGGAGAAGGUUCAGACACCGAGUAUUGAGAGCUGCUUUCUUCAAUACCACCUGAAAAUCAACUUUUCAUCAAAAGAAUCUCAGGCGAUAACACGGAGAAAUAAAAUAAGAAACAAGCAGCUUACACACUGGACAAACUUUUUUUUAAUUGACAUUUUCUACUUUGCAGAAUAAGCAUUUGCUACCUUACAGAUUUUACACCAACAUGUCCUGGUGUUACUUUUUAAAGAAAACAAUUUAAUUUGACUUUGUGCACUACAGAUAAUCAGGAUUUGCCUAUCGACAUCCUGUAAAAUUGUAAAACAUGUUGUGGUUGAAAGCAUAUGCACGUGGUACAUUGAUUAAGUCCAGCACUUUGCCUAAUUUUAGCAUCUUGUGUACUGGAUCAGAGUGGACAAUUGCCAAACAGUAACCUGAUUAUGGAAACUUCACGACUUGAAUUUAAUUCUUUUGUACGAAAAUCAUUUUCCAUACCACACUGAACAAUAAAGGAUCUGGGCCAUGCUAAAACAUUCAUGACAAAUUCUUCAGUGGCAAAUACACAUUCAUGCUUAGUGGUGGUGAUUGUAGAUGUGAUAACUAAAUAUUUUAAAACUUG
Leucoraja erinaceus (little skate) is the source of this 15214-nucleotide messenger RNA. Its product is annotated as probable E3 ubiquitin-protein ligase HERC1. Gene Ontology annotation, molecular function: protein binding; ubiquitin-protein transferase activity. The record is from RefSeq and is a predicted model, not a curated record. NCBI's taxonomy places the organism in Eukaryota, Metazoa, Chordata, Chondrichthyes, Rajiformes, Rajidae.